UUCCUCAAACUCAGUACCAAACUAGUGUGAAAUUGUGAUGGCGGCAAAUGAUGUAUUCCUGAGUUUUAGAGGAGGGACGCGCUACCGAUUCUCGGAUCAUCUGUAUGGUGCUUUGCGCCAAAAUAGAAUCGAGACGUUCAGAGAUAAUGAAAAUCUGAGGGUAGGGGAUGAACUGGAACCUAUUCUUAUGAAGGAAAUCGAAAAUUGCGAAAUGGCAGUAGUGGUGCUUUGUGAGAACUACGCAUCUUCGACAUGGUGUCUUCGUGAGCUAGUCAAGAUCAUUGACUGUCACGAAAAGCAAGGGAAGCAGGUUCUGCCAAUUAUUUACAGAGUGAAUCCUUCAGAUGUGUGGGAUCAGAAGGGUUGCUAUGAGACAGCCAUGGCUAAACAUGAGAACAGGGAAGACCCUCAGAAGGUCAAAGCAUGGCGAUUAGCUUUGUCCAAAGUGGAAAAGCUAGGAUGGGUGCACUGCAAGGAGGACAUGUCUGAACCGGAGUUUAUCAAGGUUAUUGUUAGAGACACCGCUGGCAGAUUACCGUUGCCUGAACCAACUGAUCAUGUAGUUGGACUGGAUACUCGCUGUGAAGAAGUAAAAUCACGACUAGAUAUUGAGUCUUAUGAAAAUGUUUGCAUGUUGGGAAUUUAUGGACCCGGUGGAAUAGGCAAAACCACAUUGGCCAAAUGUCUGUUCGACAAGAUCAAGCGGCAGUUUGAAGCUUCAUGUUUUCUCGGUAAUGUCAGAGAAAAAUCUGAAAGUCGUGAAAGUUUAGAAAGUCUGCAAAAGACACUUUUAGAUGACAUGGGUGAGGAGACAAUAACCGAGUUUGGAAGUGAAUUUAAGGGAGGAUCUGAAAUCAAACGAAGACUUCGCCACAGAAGAGUACUUCUAGUUCUUGAUGAUGUUAAUUCAAUAACGCAACUGGAAUCACUGGCUGGAGGGCAUGAUUGGUUUGGUUCAGGCAGCAGAAUCAUUAUAACAACAAGGGAUACUGAUAUGGUAGACAAGCAUGUGAUGGGUGAUGUUGUCACCAAGAAAUACAAGAUGGAGGAGCUAAAUGAUGAUGAUUCCUUGGAACUCUUUUCUUGGCAUGCUUUCAACAGCAAAGAGCCUGCAGAGAACUUUGAAAAUGUUUCAAGAAAUGCAAUAAGUUAUGCAAAGGGCUUUCCACUUGCUUUAGAAGUAAUAGGCUCCCAUUUAGGGGGUUUUGAAAGUGUGGAUAGCUGGGAAGAGGAACUGGACCAGUAUAGAAUUGAUCCAAGUAUUCAAGGAGUACUUAAAAGAAGCUACGAUAGCUUGUAUGAACUUGACCAGAAAACUUUCUUGGACAUUGCUUGUUUCUUCAAAGGAGAGAAAUGGGAGUAUGUUAAAAGGGUAUUGAAAGCUUGCGACUUCUACCCAGUUGUUCGAGUGUUCAUUAGUAAAUGUCUCAUCACUGUAAAUCAAAAUGGCUGCUUGGAAAUGCAUGAUCUAGUGCAAGACAUGGGCAAGGAGAUUGUAACGAGCGACUCGCCAACAAACCCUGGUGAACGUAGCAGAUUAUGGUCUCAUAAAGACAUUCUUCAGGUUCUCAAAGAUGACACAGGAAGUAGUUCAAUUGAAGGAAUAAUGCUUCACCCUGCUACCCAUGAAGAAGUAGAUCAUUGGAUUACUACUGCCUUUAACAAGAUGGAGAACCUUAGAAUUUUAAUUGUUCGGAAUACAAUAUUUUCAACGGCGCCAAGUUGUCUUCCAAAGAGUUUGCGACUAUUGGAGUGGAAAGGAUAUCCAUCAGAGUCGUCCCCACUUGAUUUUCAUCCCAACAGAAUUGUUGACCUCAAGCUACCUCACAGUGCUCUUAAAUUGGAAAAGUCAUUUCAGAUAUUUGAGGAUUUGACAUUUAUCAAUCUCUCCCAGUGUCAGUCCAUUACACAAAUUCCCAAUGUGUCUGGAGCAAAAAGCUUGAGAGUCUUCACACUAGACAGAUGCCAUAAGUUGGUAAAGUUUGAUGAAUCUGUUGGGUUUCUGCCAAAUCUUGUGUACUUAAGUGCCUCAGAGUGCAGGGUGCUUCGUAGUUUUGUGCCAAGAAUGUAUUUGCCAUCUCUUGAAGUGCUUUCAUUUUACUUUUGUAAGAAACUUCAGAACUUCCCAGAUGUCAUGCAAAAGAUGGAUAAGCCAUUAAAGAUUUACUUAGCAAAUACUGCUAUCAAAGAGUUCCCAGAUUCCAUUGGUAAUCUUAUAGGGCUUGAGCAUAUAGACAUUUCAAUAUGCAGAGGACUCAAAGAUCUACCAAGUAGCUUCUUCAAGUUGCCGAAACUUUUCACAUUAACCAUGGAGGGAUGUUAUCAUCUUAGAAGAUCAUUUAAGAGGUUCAAAGAGAGUCAUUCCACAUUAGAUGACUGCCCAAAUAUAAAGAGACUGAACUUCACUGGUGCCAAUCUAUCAGAUGAAGAUCUUCAUCCAACUAUUCAGGUUCUUCAAAAGUUGGAAGACGUCAAUGUAUCACACAAUGAUUUUGUAUCCCUCCCAAAUUGCAUCGAACGAUCUGUGCACAUAAAAUGUCUUGAUGUUAGUUAUUGUAAGAAUCUUAAGACAAUUCCAGAACUGCCAUCCAGCAUUCAAAAAGUAGAUGCAAGAUAUUGCUUAUCCUUAACUUCAGAGUCCUCAACCGAACUGUGGUCUAAGGUCUUACUAGAGACCGAAAGAAUUCAAAUUGUGAUGCCAAAAAAGGAGAUUCCCAAUUUGUUUGACUGCGAUUCCAGUGAAGGUAUUCCUCUGUUUUGGGCUCGCAGAAAGUUCCCUGUUGUUGCUUUAGCAUUCAUGUUUGGGAGAUCCACUGUGAGCAACAGUGUUGCUGAGACAAGGACUGACAUCCUGGGUUUCUUCCCUCAAAUUGGUUCAUCCUUGUCCUUCAUUGUUCGCCUUCACUUGUUCAUUGGUGGCAAACAAAUAUUUCCGAAGGAUUCCAAAUAUUUCAGUGUUGGGGAAGAUCAUGUGCUACUUUUUGAUCUACGAGCUUUGUUCAGUGACGAAGAGUGGCAUGAUCUUGAUGCGUAUCUUGGAGUUGGAGACGAUGGUUGGAAAGCCAUUCAGGUUCAAUGUGAAUCACCAUUAAGUCUCAGUCAUUGGGGUGUGUAUGUGUAUAAGCAAGACACAAACUCGGCUGAUAUUCAAUUCAAGAAUCCCAAUCCCAAAUCUCCGUUGUCCGACUUGGUUCCAAAAAGAAGUCCGCAUGAACCCCAGGAAAGUAUGAUGAGACAAGUGGCAGAAAAUUUGAAUCCAAGAGAAUUACUUGGUGACUAUUUGCCUCUUGUGGAGUUAACAGAAGUUCCCUCUUUUACAUCGGCAUUGCUGAGAUCGUUGAGGACUGGUAAGGCUGAAGCAACAAGGCCGGAAUCUUCGGCCUAUGGUGCAAGCUUAAAGCAGGAACAUGAAGAAUCUAAUUGGAAUGUUUCGAGGGUGAUGGACAUGAUAAAGGAUGAUGUGCCUACACAUAUUGCUGAUGCAUACUCUAAUGAAAUACGAGAAGGACGGCGAUUUGUAGAAGAACUGAUGAGGGCACGCAUGGAAUUGUUGAAGGAAAAGGGACAAGAGAGGAUGGAUAUUGAUAUGGCAAUCGUUUUAGAGCAACAGCGGUCUGGAAGACCUCCGUCCCGUCGUUAUUGGGGAAGGCUGCACAUAAAGCAUGAAGAGCUAACCGCCAAAGCAAUUUUGAGGAAGACAACGCAACUAGCGUGGGGAUUUUGGAAUCCCGGCAGUACAACGAUAAAAGAGAAGGCAACCGCUGUUCUCUUGAAAUGCACGGGGCAAGGGGAAUCGUCAGAAGAAGAAAAUAAUGAUCCUGUGUUGGCAGAAUUAUUAAGCCAGAUUGAGGAAGAUGCUAUGCGCUUCAAUAGGUCAUAUGGGAAGAUGAAGGCAUGUAUUAUCUUAACUGACGAUGCUGAUGAUCUCAUUUCUGAAGAAUAUACAGCAGAAUUCAUGCUUAUGAGAGGAAAAGAAAAUGCGGAAAUGAGAGGGAUGUCGCAAUGGGGAGGGUUUGAAUUGUUGCUAUAUGAAAUGAUGAGAGCAUCAGGAACAAAUAUGUUUGGAUCGGUAGAGUCCGUACCUCGCUUCGAGAAGACAUCUUACGGGAAAAUAAGGGUGGAGAACUAAGCUCAGUGCAGAAGCGAGAUGAUGUUCAAGCUUUACAGGUUGGUGUAUUUGAAUGAGUAUUUCUGUUUUCGAGCAUUAUUUUUAUAUUUAUAACAGCUGUUGUUGUCUUAUUUGCUGGUUAUAAGUGUGUAUGUCGUUUGUUGUUAUUGUUCUUGUGUUAUUUGCAUGUUGAGUUUCUUUUAUAUCUAUUUAUUUUGUUAUGUUUCAUUUGUGGAUUUUAAUGUUUUUCCAUCAAUGUAAUGGACCUCGUGAAGACGUGUAUCAACUAUCAAGUAUGAACUUACUUUAGCUUCAA
Messenger RNA from Arachis duranensis, 4424 nucleotides. RefSeq names its product TMV resistance protein N. The coding region runs from base 38 to 4129 and encodes 1363 amino acids. The transcript has 5 exons. Gene Ontology annotation, molecular function: ADP binding. NCBI's taxonomy places the organism in Eukaryota, Viridiplantae, Streptophyta, Magnoliopsida, Fabales, Fabaceae. Gene Ontology annotation, biological process: defense response; signal transduction. The record is from RefSeq and is a predicted model, not a curated record.